AUGGCGGCCGUAAGCAUCGCACUUGCUUUCUCUGUUGAUUCUCUUAAGCAGAACCAAUCCACGAAGUUUGGUCUUUCGUCUAGAUAUCCUUUACUAUACUCGUGUAGAUCUCAACGCUCCAGUCUCAGAUUCGCUUUCCCUCCUUCGCAUUCUUCUUCGGUUUCAACAGCCACAGAGACGGGAGAAGAAGCUGCGAAAUCUACCGGGAGCUACGCGUUUCUCGAGGAAUCGUUUCGCACGGGGAGAUUUUUGAGUAACGCAGAGCUCGAGAAGCUCAAAGCUCUCGAAGGGUUUGCGUAUUUCCAGGAGCUUAAAUCUGGAUCGAUGUGGGUUCGGGUGAUGAGACCUGAAGAGAUGGACUCGACGGUGAGCCUCCUGGCUGAGUCAUUCGGCGAGUCGAUGCUAUUGCCUUCUGGUUAUCAGUCCGUGUUACGGUUCUUAGUGAAGCAGUAUCUGAUUGAGAGGAGAGAAGUGCUGCCACACGCAGUGACCUUAGUUGGAUUCUACAGGAAGAAAACGGAUUCGUGUAGUGAUGGAGAAGAGGCUGAGAUGGCUGGUACUGUGGAGGUUUGCUUCGACAAACGUGGCGCUAAUGCUUCGCCUCCUUCUCCGACUCCUCCCAAGGAAUCACCUUACGUCUGCAACAUGACUGUGAAAGAAGACCUUAGAAGGAGGGGAAUUGGGUGGCAUUUGUUGAAGGCGAGUGAAGAACUGAUAUCUCAGCUUAGUCCUUCGAAAGAUGUAUACUUGCAUUGCAGGAUGGUCGAUGAGGCUCCUUUCAAUAUGUACAAGAAAGCAGGAUACGAGGUUUUUAAGACGGAUACGAUUUUGGUCCUUCUGAUGUUACAGCGGCGGAAGCAUUUGAUGCGCAAGAGGCUUCCACCACCACCUUGCGUCAGCACUUCGGAUAUGGUAGAUAUGGUGGGGUCUGAUAAUGAGCUGACCAAUGUGUGA
Thlaspi arvense is the source of this 954-nucleotide messenger RNA. The record is from the annotation of a GenBank genome assembly. Lineage: Eukaryota; Viridiplantae; Streptophyta; Magnoliopsida; Brassicales; Brassicaceae.